AUGAAUGGAGAGAGCGACUUCCAUCGUCUGCUGUGUCUGUGGUGUCUCUCUCUCGCCGUCUCUUUCCUGGAGUCACCAAAGACCAGUGUGGCGCAGACACAAGGGGCUCUGCUGCAGAAGGAGACGGCUCCUCACACUCUUCAGGAGGAGAAGUCUCCAACACACGGGAUCUCAGUAGAUAACGAGAUCUCAGUAGAUAACGAGAUCUCAGUAGAUAACGGGAUCUCAGUAGAUAACGAGAUCUCAGCAGAUAACGAGAUCUCAGCAGAUAACGAGAUCUCAGCAGAUAACGAGAUCUCAGCAGAUAACGAGAUCUCAGUAGAUAACGAGAUCUCAGUAGAUAACGAGAUCUCAGCAGAUAACGAGAUCUCAGCAGAUAACGAGAUCUCAGUAGAUAACGGGAUCUCAGCAGAUAACGAGAUCUCAGCAGAUAACGAGAUCUCAGUAGAUAACGGGAUCUCAGUAGAUAACGGGAUCUCAGUAGAUAACGAGAUCUCAGCAGAUAACGAGAUCUCAGCAGAUAACGAGAUCUCAGCAGAUAACGAGAUCUCAGCAGAUAACGGGAUCUCAGUAGAUAACGAGAUCUCAGUAGAUAACGGGAUCUCAGUAGAUAACGAGAUCUCAGCAGAUAACGAGAUCUCAGCAGAUAACGAGAUCUCAUCAGAUAACGAGAUCUCAGCAGAUAACGGGAUCUCAGUAGAUAACGAGAUCUCAGCAGAUAACGAGAUCUCAGCAGAUAAAGAGAUCUCAGCAGAUAACGAGAUCUCAGCAGAUAACGAGAUCUCAGUAGAUAACGGGAUCUCAGUAGAUAACGAGAUCUCAGUAGAUAACGGGAUCUCAGCAGAUAACGAGAUCUCAGCAGAUAACGAGAUCUCAGUAGAUAACGAGAUCUCAGUAGAUAACGAGAUCUCAGUAGAUAACGAGAUCUCAGCAGAUAACGGGAUCUCAGUAGAUAACGGGAUCUCAGUAGAUAACGAGAUCUCAGUAGAUAACGAGAUCUCAGCAGAUAACGAGAUCUCAGUAGAUAACGGGAUCUCAGCAGAUUACGAGAUCUCAGUAGAUAACGAGAUCUACUGA
Molecule: messenger RNA, 1077 nt
Organism: Knipowitschia caucasica
Lineage: Eukaryota; Metazoa; Chordata; Actinopteri; Gobiiformes; Gobiidae
Source: the annotation of a GenBank genome assembly